AGAGGGUCAAAACAGAAAGGCGAACGAGAAGAGCAGAAAACACCGGAAGGCCUCCCCAAACCCCCCACAAAGCAAAGACACUCGGCCGCCGCAGCCGAGAUGGCCGCCGGAGACGCCACCCAAGCGCCGCCGGCCGCGGAGGCGCAAUCGCUGGUGGAGUCCUUCUGCGCCGUGACCUCGGCGACCCCCGAUGAGGCCUCCUUCUUCCUCGAGAGCCACAACUGGGCCCUCGAGUCCGCCGUUCGCUCCUUCUACGACUCCACGGAAGUCGACGCCGCUGGUCCCGAUCCGGCACCGCAGCCUCCUCCUCCAGCCGCUGAGGACGGCGCGGAAUCCGAGGACGAGGACUACGUGGGUGGCGGCGACAAGGAUGAGGACGACGAGGACUACGUGGGCGGCGGCGAUGAGGACGAGGAUGAGGAUGAGGAUGUCCCCCUCGCCGCUGAAGUUGCGACGGCCACUGAGAGGAGGAGGCCAGCGAAGAGGCAGAAGAGCGACCACCAGGGCGGGAGCAGGGCCGCUAAUGGGAGGGGGACUGUGAGGACGCUCUCCGAUCUCAGCCGUGGCAAGAGGGCCGCGGGGUCGGACGGAGACGAGGACUCGGAUGACGACGAAUGGGCGCCGCCGUCCGAGUUGUACACCGGCGGCGAAAAGAGCGGAAUGGUUGUUAGAGAUAGAUCCAAACGCAAAAAUGUUGUGGAUGAGGUUUUUAAGCAAGCUAAGAGGAAAGGUGUCAAGCAAGGCCCAGCUCGCCGGCGAUCUUCUAGCUCAAGGAGCUUUCCUGGGACUAGCAGACUUCUAACAGGUGAAACUGUACAGCCUGACACACCACAGCCACCAGAAGAAAUUCUUCACAGCAUCUACUUCUGGAGCAAUGGGUUCACAGUAGAUGAUGGUCCACUCAGAAGUUUUGAUGACCCAGAGCAUGCAUCCUUUUUAGAGAGCAUCAAGAAUUCCGAAUGCCCAGCUGAACUUGCACCGGCUGACGGGAGGUCUAAGGUGAAUGUAAAUCUUGUCCGGAAGGAAGAAAAAUGUCCUGAGCCAGUCAAGCGAAGUGCUCCAUUUCAAGGAGGGGGGAGAACUCUGGUGACACCUUCUGAAAACACUGCACCUUCGGAUACUACUUCUGCUGCUACUGCUUCCAGUACAGCGGCUGCCAGUAAGACUAAGACGAUCACAGUGGAUGAUUCUUUGCCGUCAACCUCUCUACAGAUCAGGUUUGCAGAUGGCAGCCGUGUUGUUGCACGUUUCAACACAAGCCACACAAUCAGUGAUGUACGGGCAUUCGUUGAUGCAACAAGACCAGGAGAAACCAGUGACUACACACUGCAGGUCGGGUUUCCCCCUAAGCCAAUCGAUGACGCCACCAAGACCAUCAAGGAAGCCGGUGUGGCAAACUCAGUGAUCAUUCAGAAAUUGUAGCUCAACAGGUUUCUGACCCUCUUCAUCAAACAGAUCAUCCAUCUAAGGCGUGCGGAUAUCCUUGUCUUUUUUCUUUCUAAGCUCCCUCAAAUCUAGCUUUUCAGCCUUCCACGGCUUCCUUUCGCUAGCUGCUUCAGGUAUUAAGAUUGUAAAUCAACUGAGAUCUUGGUAUUCCAUCUUAUUCAUCUAUAGCGUCAGUAUACUUGGCUUGCAUUCC
This is a messenger RNA of Brachypodium distachyon (stiff brome), 1639 nucleotides long. RefSeq names its product plant UBX domain-containing protein 4. Bases 100 to 1422 code for a protein of 440 amino acids. The record is from RefSeq and is a predicted model, not a curated record. The transcript is spliced from 4 exons. Gene Ontology annotation, cellular component: cytosol; nucleus. NCBI's taxonomy places the organism in Eukaryota, Viridiplantae, Streptophyta, Magnoliopsida, Poales, Poaceae. Gene Ontology annotation, molecular function: ubiquitin binding. Gene Ontology annotation, biological process: membrane fusion; Golgi organization; proteasome-mediated ubiquitin-dependent protein catabolic process.